Coccomyxa subellipsoidea C-169 is the source of this 723-nucleotide messenger RNA. RefSeq lists its product as hypothetical. The transcript has 4 exons. The record is from RefSeq and is a predicted model, not a curated record. Bases 1 to 723 code for a protein of 240 amino acids. NCBI's taxonomy places the organism in Eukaryota, Viridiplantae, Chlorophyta, Trebouxiophyceae, Coccomyxaceae.
AUGCUGGAAAGAGCAGGCGAUGAGAGGGGCGCCAAAAGGAAGCGGGCGGGCGCCGCUUCCGGUGCAUUGCCUGGAGCCGCGCGCAUCAAAUCCAAGCAGCGGGAGGUGCCGUCACCCGACACGCCAGCUCAGGCCGACAAGGGGAAGCAGCGGGCGCUGACACCGCAGAUACAUGUGAGCUGCGAUGAGGCGGGGCCGAGCGGGCCGCCUGAUCAGGUUGCGCGCGCCGGCCCCAGUGGUCCAUUCCGGGCGGCUGCCCGAUCCACCCGCGCCGCUGGGCAGGCCAGAGGCAUUGAAAGAGAGGAGGUCAUAGAUCUAUCACCAGACAGCCCCAGGGCCUCCACCAACACGCAGCUGCUUGCAGAGAUUGCAGUAGGACUGAAUCAGUCCAGCACAGGGCACUUGGCAGCAGAUGGGGGCGACAGCGGCCAAGGCAGCCUGGCUGUGAAGCGGGAGCAGCGCAUGCAAGCCGCCACUGCUGCGCUGCCCUUGGCUCAUGCGCAUCCAGCGCCGAGCAGGCCGUCUGGCAAGCUCCAGGUCACCUGCACCCUCAGCAGAUUUGUCGCUGACAUCAUGGGGGUCGAGGGAGAGAAAGAGCAGAUGGCUGCGCUCACUGAAAUGAGGCGCCGCGCUGAGGAGAGGGAGAAGCUGCUUACCUUGAACUCACUGAAGGACGCUGAGAUCAGAUCCCUGCGUAGCCAGCUGGAAAUCCAGCGUGCAUGA